Molecule: messenger RNA, 760 nt
Organism: Prunus dulcis (almond)
Lineage: Eukaryota; Viridiplantae; Streptophyta; Magnoliopsida; Rosales; Rosaceae
Exons: 2
Coding region: 229-618 (129 amino acids)
Source: RefSeq, a predicted model, not a curated record
CAAAGUUGGCUUUACAGAACGUAUCUGUACUUUCCCACCCUACAUUACAUUCUUCUGGGUAGAGAAGCCUAAACUCUCUAGGGACCCUUUUCUCUAUCUCUUUUUUCUUUUCUUUCUUUCUUUCUUCUUUUUGUUUUGCUUUUCGAUUUGUUUUGUUUUCGAAAUUACAGUGAUCAAUAUUGGAAGAAAUCUCACAUUCAGAUCAUAAGCAGAAAUAUACAAAGAAACAUGGCCAAGGCUUCUUCUUUGUGUUCUCUUCAUGUACUACAGCCAUCUAUCCGGAGCAGUUGCAGUCGUCGUCAUCAUGUCAUGCAAGUAAGAGCUCAGAGCUUAGAUGAAGGUAGAUCGAGGAAUAUUGUAGAUGCAAAUUUGAGUGUUCUAAGAGAGAAGAUAGAAGUAAUUAAGAUGAGGGAGAGACUUGAGAAAUGUUGCAAUAAUAAGCACCAACAAUAUGGUUGGAAUUAUGCAGCGGGUUAUAAUUACAAACUCAGAAGAGCAAGGGAGGUAUCAACGUUCUUCGAGCUCAUGCGAUUGGUUUGUGUGACUGUUGGUGCCACUUGUUUUACUGCUACUCUCUGCCUUGUCCUUGUUUCGCUCGUGGUAAAUUUGAAUCAAUAAUGAUAAAUAUAAAUAUCUUUGUAAAAAAAAAAAAAAGAUGUACAUCUCUCUAGCCCACUUAUUGGACUAUUUUUUAUUUGUCAGUUGUCGUUCAUGAGAUUUGAACUUAGAAUAUCAAAUAUGCACUUUCUUUUUUUUGGGA